Molecule: messenger RNA, 2370 nt
Organism: Entamoeba invadens IP1
Lineage: Eukaryota; Evosea; Mastigamoebida; Endamoebidae
Exons: 1
Coding region: 1-2370 (789 amino acids)
Biological process (GO): protein deubiquitination
Cellular component (GO): cytosol; nucleus
Molecular function (GO): cysteine-type deubiquitinase activity; cysteine-type endopeptidase activity
Source: RefSeq, a predicted model, not a curated record
AUGACAUCAAUAGAAGAGAAACCACAAGAGAAAACGGAGAAAACGCUGUUGUACAAACCACUAUAUCCCCCUUCACCAGACAUUACAAAGAAAGUCGAAACAAAAGAAGACGCAUUCAAGUUUAUUAAAACACUGGACGAACAUUUGCUAUCUAAUAAUGGGUAUGUUUUAUUCGAAAAGAUUAUUCAAUUCAUAUUUGAGAACCCUGUGUUGGGAUAUUACGCCUUUCCACAUUACAUUAAGUUGACUGACACGACAAAAAUUCCAUAUUUCAACUUCGUGAGAUAUUUGGUGAUAUACGCACCUUUCCAAACGCUUCCUAAUGGAUUUUUGGAAGUCAUUAUUUCAAGAACAAUUGAUGUGAUCAAGCACCAUCUUAAACGAGAUACCCUAGAUGACACAGAUGCGGUCUUAUAUGAGUGUUACCAAAUCCUUAUCCACGCGAUAUCAUCGAAGCCAGAAAUUGAAAAACUCAUUCUGAAAGACUCGGAUGAUAUAUUCAGUCCAUUAAUAGGAAAAGAUCCAUUACAAUUCAAAGACUUAAGAAAGACUCUGCACCUUCUUUUAGACCAACUUAAAGAGAAAAAUGGUAUACUAACAAACUUACUCAACAAUUUGAAAAAGAUCGAAAUUGACUGCGCGAAGAGUAUCUUUGAGAAGAAAAGAACGAAACAUGAAUUUUGUGGAAUGGAGAAUUGUGGUGCGACGUGUUACAUCAACUCUGCAAUACAACAACUCCACGCGAAUAAAGACUUUAGAGAAUGGGUAUUAAAAAGUGACUCGAAAGGGUCUCACGCUGUUUUAAAAACGUUAUUUGAACGCAUGAAUCACGAAGAAAGUUAUGUGACCACAAAAGAUGUCAUUCAAAAUGUCUUAGGUGAUGGAAAAAGUAUUGAGACGGGCAUACAAGACGACUCAUAUCUUUUCCUCACCAACCUACUUGAGUCCAUUCGUGAAGAGAAUGCAAGUGACGUGAAGAGUUAUCAGAUCAUUAUCAACAGCACUUUGAAAUGUACAAAAUGUGGAACGUCGAGAACUUCGUCUGAGAAUUCUUCAUCAAUUCGAAUUGAUUGUGUCCACAGUGACACAUUCGAAGAUGCACUUCUUAAGAUGACAGAAGAAGAGUCUGUGAGUGGCGUCGAGUGUCAAAAUUGUAAAGAAAGGACUGAACAUACAAAGACACUUACCUUUUCGACUCCUGAAGUUUUAAUCAUAGGUAUCAACCACAAUAAAACAAGUGAAGGAGGAAUCAACUAUAAGUUGAAUAAGUACUUUGAGUUUCCAUUGGCACUCAAUUGGAACAACGAGAAUAUGGAACUGAGUGGAAUCAUCUUACACAGUGGUAAUGUCAAUGCGGGGCAUUAUACGUCAAUCAUUAAAGGAGACAAUGGCAGGUGGUGGAAGUGUAACGACAAAAUAGUAGUGGAAUACAAUGAACGACGUAUUAAAGAAGACAGCUAUGGGAGUCAGUCCAACUCCUUGUCCGCCUCUGUCUUGUUCUAUAAGAAGAGUGUCGAGAAAGUCUGUAAAGAGAGUGAAGAAGAGAAGAAUGAGGAGUUUUUGAGUCAUUUACUUCCCAUGUGGAGUGACGAUUUGUUGUAUAAAGAUCUUGAAAAGAUGCAUACUGAGACGUGGAUUUUGAUGGUAUUAUGGUAUGGAGGAGAUCCCUCCAAAUUUACUGAUUAUGAAAAUAUGAAGUUUGAUGCAAAUAAAGAGGAGAACAUGACUACAAUUUCCGCGUUAAAAAAAUAUGGACUACCAAAGUCAAUUGUAGAGACUAUAGAAGGCAAACAUUCAUUCAAAUAUGUGAAGAACAUGAUUCAGUUUUUGUGUUCGAAUAAUGAAGGGAAGAGUUGGGUUCUUGAGUGUUUACUCAAGAUGACUACUAUUCAAACAACACAAAGACAACACUUCGCAAUCGCUUCCUUAAUCGAAAUGUUACCAAAUGAUGUAACCCCCACAAAAGACUCUAUAAAUGUACUUGAAAAGCUGUGUAAUACACCAAAUAUAAAUGAAGACAUGUACUUAAUAUUACUCAACACUCUUAACGUCUGCCAAGUAACUUCUUUAGAAAACAAUUUCAUCACUCAAACACUUUUGCUCUACAAAAACGUGUCAAACAUUUCAAAGUGUUAUCCAUCACUUAAGAAAUCAUUGACUAAAUACACAAUACUCACUGACAUCUCCCCCGUGUUAAAUUCCUUUGUCGAUUCUUACUCAAAUGAAAAGGACCAACAAAAGCGUGGCGAAUGGAAAGACUUCAUUGUCUCCACCAUCAAACGUCUUCCUCAAGAAAUCAACCAAAAAGUGGUAGCGUACUCCCUCAAUCAUUUUUCCACCGACGAGUUGGUCUGUGCACUCACUGAUUAG